UCGAAUUAAACCUUCAAUCGUAUAAUUUUGCGAGCAUUAAGCCACAUGCCUUCCUAAGAGAAACAAUGGGUAAAGGAGGAUCAGAAACGCACUCGGACCCUUCGGAAUACACGACAAAUUUCAACCUUCAUGUCGGCUACGGAUUUGCCCCUGGAAACAAAAUCACUGACUGGUUCAUUACCUGCAUUCCGAUCUCACUUUUAAUAAGUGGACUUGUUCAUUUUCCCCUCUAUAUAAGAAACAGCGACACAAAUGGAGCAUCUAAAAUGGACGUUAUUGAGGCCGUCCACUGGUCGGUCGUGUACACCAUACUCAUCGUGUGCAUCUUUUUCAUGGUAAAGUACAGCCAUAUCUACGCCGAGAUCGACCGAAUGAUCAGAAGCGGGGUCUACGAUUACGGUGAUGACUUCACAGAGGAACAGUACUCGUUGAGAGACGAAACGAACCGAAUCGUCAUCAAGCUCAGGAAGCUGCUGACCAUCGCUUUUACUAUAAGUGUAUCGUCGAGCUUGACGAAGCAGACCAUAUUCAGAAGAAAGCCGGGUAGUUGGAACACACCGUUCAAAGGAUGGACGCCCUUCGUUAUCGACUCUUGGCCAAGGUUCAUAGCGGUUACUAUAUACCAUUGUACUAUAACAGCCAACACAGGAAUAUGUGCGUACCUAUUUGUUCUAUGCUUCUUAACCUUCGGUAUCCACCUAGGAGGACAUUUGAAGAUACUGAGGAUCGCAAUACGAAACGUAUUCGUUCAGAACGGACAAACGGAACAACAAACUCUUGCUAAGUUGAAAAAAUGCACCGAACACCACCUACAGAUCAAAAGGUUAUUUCAUCUCGUACAGAUUUAUUCGGGUAAGUCCAGUGGUAUAUUGCCCAUCGGUUCGGUCGGAAUGAUCUGCACGUUUGUGUACGACAUGACGGGUGAAAACAGCAAAGUGGAUGUUUCGGUCAUGGUCCUUCUGCCCGAAGCGGGUAUCAUAACCAUGUACGCUCUCAUCGGACAGUACAUCACUGACGAGUCGGAAAAGGUGUGGGAUUGUUUCUACGAGAUCGACUGGUACUCGCAACCAGUGCCCGUUCGAAAGCAUUUGCUGAUGAUGAUGGUAGCGACAAAGAAAAGCAUGGACACCAAGGGAUUCGGAGUGUUCAAGUACAGCUUGGAAGGUUUAAAGGAGAUCAUGCAGACCACCUACACGUUCUACAACACCUUAAAAGCCACGAGAUAAACUAAAUAACCAAGCGUAGUUUUCAGUUUACACAAUAAUUUUCAACGGUAGAAAGUUUAAUAAAAAAUCGUAGGUAAAAUUUAAAUAUUUUAUGUCAUUGUAAUCUAAAAAAGU
This is a messenger RNA of Cimex lectularius (bed bug), 1340 nucleotides long. RefSeq lists its product as uncharacterized. Gene Ontology annotation, biological process: sensory perception of smell; detection of chemical stimulus involved in sensory perception of smell. Bases 66 to 1226 code for a protein of 386 amino acids. Gene Ontology annotation, molecular function: olfactory receptor activity; odorant binding. NCBI's taxonomy places the organism in Eukaryota, Metazoa, Arthropoda, Insecta, Hemiptera, Cimicidae. Gene Ontology annotation, cellular component: plasma membrane. The record is from RefSeq and is a predicted model, not a curated record. The transcript has 7 exons.